Molecule: messenger RNA, 4456 nt
Organism: Equus caballus (horse)
Lineage: Eukaryota; Metazoa; Chordata; Mammalia; Perissodactyla; Equidae
Gene: NAA30
Product: N-alpha-acetyltransferase 30, NatC catalytic subunit
Biological process (GO): N-terminal peptidyl-methionine acetylation
Cellular component (GO): NatC complex
Molecular function (GO): protein-N-terminal amino-acid acetyltransferase activity
Source: RefSeq, a predicted model, not a curated record
UGUCGUAAAGCCCGGCCCAGGAAACUUUACCCGGGGUAACAGCCGAGGCGCUUUACGGCGACGGCGGCGGAGUGAGAGGCUCAGCGGCGGUGGAGGCGGCGGCGGCGGCUGAGGGGGAAGAGGAGUGGCGGCAGUGGCGGCGGGGACCUGUGCGGGGAUGGCGGAGGUACCGCCUGGGCCUAGCAGCCUCCUCCCACCGCCCGCACCGCCGGCCUCGGCGGCGGCCGAGCCCCGCUGCCCCUUCCCGGCGGGGGCCGUCCUCGCCUGCUGCAGCGAGGACGAGGAGGACGACGAGGAGCACGAAGGCGGCGAGGCGGCGGCCCCGCGGCGCCCGUGCCUCCGCUGCCCGGCGCCGCCGCAGGAGCAGCAGCAGCUCAACGGCUUGAUCGGCCCCGAACUGCGGCACCUCCGGGCGGCCGCCUCCCUCAAGAGCAAGGUUCUGAGCGCCGCGGAGGCGGCGGCCGCCGGCGGCCCCAGAGCGACUGCCACCCCGGGGCCCGGCGUGCGCUCCGGCGAGAGCCCCCCGCGCUGCCUCCCCGGCCGCGCACGGACUGCGCUGCCUGUCCCGGCCGAGGCGGCGGCGAGCGGCCCCGCGGCGGCCCGCAACGGACUGGCGGGGGGCGCCGAGCGGGAGCAGGACGACGGCGGGCAGGUGCGGCUGCUGGCUGCGUCCCUGGCCGCCGGCUGCAGUUUGAGAAGCCCCUCAGGCCGGGAGGUGGAGCCUGGGGAGGAUCGGACGAUACGCUAUGUCCGAUAUGAAUCCGAGCUGCAAAUGCCCGAUAUCAUGAGACUGAUCACCAAAGAUCUGUCUGAACCCUACUCCAUUUAUACCUAUAGAUAUUUUAUCCACAACUGGCCACAGCUGUGCUUCUUGGCCAUGGUAGGGGAGGAGUGUGUAGGUGCCAUCGUUUGCAAGUUGGAUAUGCACAAAAAGAUGUUCCGCAGAGGUUAUAUAGCCAUGUUAGCUGUGGAUUCCAAAUACAGGAGAAAUGGCAUUGGUACUAACUUGGUUAAGAAAGCUAUCUAUGCCAUGGUUGAAGGAGACUGUGAUGAGGUUGUUUUGGAAACAGAAAUAACCAAUAAGUCUGCUUUGAAACUUUAUGAAAAUCUUGGUUUUGUUCGAGAUAAGAGGCUGUUCAGAUACUAUUUAAAUGGAGUUGAUGCACUGCGACUUAAAUUGUGGCUGCGUUGAGAAACUGACAUCGAGGAACAACUGUCCAACCACGCAGAAUUGACCUUUGCAUGCAAUGCAAUUUGUACAGAAUUGCUUUGCAGGUGGAUUUAGUAAUUUCCAUGCAGCUCUUAUCUGUCGGUGUCUCAUUGAGUGUCGCACAAUAUUUGUUGCACUUUGGCAUGGCGCAUUUGUUCUGAAUUAAAAGAGAUUGUUUUAAACUUAGAGAGUUCUUUUGGUACCAACAAAAUGUGCCAGUUGAUAGCCAAGAUUUGUUUAUUUGCAAAGUCUGCUGACAAUGUUAUUUACACAGUGAUUGUUUUAUCACAGAACCAGUAAGUGGAACAUGAUUUUUGUUCCUUAAAAAAGCCAACGUAGAUUGUAAAAUUCUCUGAGUAUACUAACAUUACACGUGAAACCUGCCAUAGUUUUCUGAAGGGGAUGGGAGAAAGCUUCAAUUUUAGGUUUUAUUUUUCCAAUAUUAAAUUUUCCAUUCUUGAAUAUUGGUACCUCAGUGAUUAGUGAAUGAAUAAAAUGUUAUGUAGGGUCGGGUGUGUCUUACAGUGAGUAAAGAUAAUUAAAUCGCGUCUGCCAGUGCCUGUGUAGAUAAGUAUAUUUGUCUUCAUCUCUAGUUUUUGAAUGCAUGCUAUCUUUUCCUUUUCUUUAAGGCCUUUGCAAGCAAACUUUUUUGUUUUUAUUUAAAUUCUAAAUUUGAUAAUAAAUUAUUUCAGAUUUUUAUAAUUUGGAUACUUUUUCCAGGUGAGUGGCAGAGUGGUUUACUUUAGAAGUCCCUUCUUUCCUUACAGUAAGAAGUUGAAUCUACUUGGAAAAUCUGAGAAAUGGCUCAAAAGGGAUGAGAAAAGUUAAUGGAGCCGGGAAUUGCUGGGUUUUGGAUGCACUUUUUUUUUUUUGUGAGGGAAUUUUUGGAAAAGGAUAGAAAAUUAAUGUAAAUUGGUAUGAUUUUAUUUAAUCAAUUAUUGCUAAGCUGUGAAGAACAGCUUUUACAAAGUAGUUGGACCUCUUUUCCCAGGUGAUUUGGAUUCACGUUUCUUCCAUUUCUUAAAAGUGUUUCACUUUUCGUUCUUGGUCUUGGAAAUAAAUUUCAAGGUUUAUUGUAUCUGUUUUAAACUGAUUUUAUUUUCUUUUCACUUAUUUGAGCAAAUUCUUGGGGGAGCUUUGCUUUGUUCCCAGAAAAGCAAAAGGGAGAAAUGGAAAUUUUUUUUGGAAUGAGUUCUAUGGGUUUUCUUAAUUGCCGUCACUGUGUUCCUUAGUUACAUUGUCUUUUGGCCAAUCUGUGCAGUGUAAUAAAAUUUAAAGUUAAUUGCUUUCAAUUGAGUCAGGAAAACUGUGAUGGAUAAUUUAUGUAACUGGAAAACCUAGGUACCCAUAAAAAAAAAAUUCAUUCUCUGUGAAAAAUGUUUUGUAGGAAUCUGUUGUUUUUUCUUGAAUUUGGAUAUGCUUUACUUCUGCUUCUAGGAUUUGGUUUGAAUUUUAUUUUAUGGCUAUAAUUACUGUAUUUUAAAAAACCCUACCUCCAUUAACAGUUGGUAAAAGCCCCCUUUCAGGAAAGUUUGUUGCCUUUUUUUUUUUUUUUUUUUUUUUUAAAGGAAAGCUGCUCCUUGCUCAGUGUAGUGUCUUGAAAGUGAACAUGGUAACAAGUACCUUUAAAAUAAAGAUACACAGACUUGGUGAAAAUAAAAUCUUCCUGCUGGUGGGAUCAUUUAUAUUUAUAGUUUCUUAUUUUUAAAGAAAACUUUUUCUUUUCAUUUUAUAUCGCUCUUGAAAGUUUAAUGGGCAGAAUACUGGUUACAUUAAAAAUAUGAUGACCACACAAUAUUCAGUGUAUUUUUAGUUAAACUUCAUUUGGGCUCUAGCAUUUAGAGGAAUGCCAAUCAGUGAUGCUUUAGUUAUUUUUAAUAUGGAGGGAACUGAACUAAAUAAAACAAUUCAGUAUUCGUGUUAUCAAAUUUUAUUUCACCACUUUAUAUUUGACUUGCUGGUUCCUAGGUAAUGAUUGUUAUAAACAUGCAUUUGCUUGACUCACUAAUGGGAACAGUUCUAAAGUAGAUACGUGCUAGAUUUGCAGUUCAACCAUUAUGUUUUUGGCAGGUUGUCAAUGAAACCAUCUCUACUGACCUUUCCCCCCAGAAUUGACCAAGUUUUGCUGAAUCUACUGGGUGUUUGUAAACAUGACCUUAACCAUGUGACUAAAAAGUCAAAUGGUCACUGUAUUGUUCAACUGGAGUGUGUUGAGUAUCAUUGUCUACCUUAUGUCUUUAAUUGGGUAUGCAAAAUUUUAAUCUCUAGCUUGAUAACCCAGCACCAAAAUUGUCUCCCUUCCAGUUGAAGGAACAUCAAACAUUAUUUUUUGAUAUUGGGCUUUCAUUUUUCUUAUAUAAUCUUAAAACAAUUCCAUUUAAAAUUGAUAGAGUAAGUUCACUUGGCUAAAACUGAGCAAAAUUGGUGCAACUUUCUUUUAAUGGGGUGCUGUCUCUUUAAGACUGACUGUACUAUCCACUGACACUGGUUUGGCAGUUGGUACUGCUGAACAUUUUUAUACAUGCUACCAUGAAGCUAUAUAUGUUAGUAUUGAAGAAGCUAACGGGUAUACUACCAUUUUGAUGUGUGGGCUAAUUAUAUUUCCCUUAUGUUAGGAUGAAACUGCUCUAGAGAAGUCCACAGGUCAAAAAUCAGACAGUAGUUUCCAAAGUCGAAGCCAGCAAAAUAAAAAAAGAAAAAAAAUUACUAUUAAGAAAUUGGUUUUAAUAUUUUCUGCCUCUUCCCCAAAUUACCCUCCCCACUUGCUCGACAAAUCUAUGUAAAGGAAUUUGUUUGUCACAUGUUUUAACUAUCUUGCCCUGUGUUAUAGUAUUGGCUGACAUGUGUAAGACUGGAUGUGUAUAUUUAUUAUGGUGUCUAGAAAUCAUGAAGUUCAUCGCUUCCCAGGAGCAUAGAUAAAAGCAGAUCGGUGGCACAUCAGAGUUACUUUUCAGUGCACCAUGACAUCACUAAAUGAGUGCUAUAAUGUUACAGGGCUUUCAGGUUUGUAAAAACAUAACCAUAAAUUAUAUUGACGUCAGAUAUGAGUUGAGUAUCUAUAAGAUAUCACAUGUAUCUCAAAAUCUUGGACUGCUGUUUGAUGACUGGAUAUUGCUGCAUAAUUUUCUUCUAUUGUCCCGUAUCCUUUUGGAGAGAGAGAUUUAAUGGGAUUUGAAAUGUGCAAGCUGUCUGAAUAAGAUGCAGUCAAAUAAAGUAUGGUUAAGUUGUGUUUGCAUUUUUCUUUUA